This is a messenger RNA of Didymodactylos carnosus, 861 nucleotides long. The record is from the annotation of a GenBank genome assembly. Lineage: Eukaryota; Metazoa; Rotifera; Eurotatoria; Philodinida; Philodinidae.
AUGCAAAUCUUAUUCCGUACCCUUCUUGCAGUUAUCGAUAGAGGUGAUUGUAAAACUAACGGAAAGAGUGGUGGCUCUCCAGGUCGGAAAAAAGUUUAUGAGCACGCCUUUACAAGUACAGCUUAUCCAGCGAAUGCCCGUUUAUUUAUACAUAAUGAGCUAACAUAUACCUUAACACCACCAAAAUAUAUAUUUUUCUUUUGUGUGCAACCCUCAGCAAUAGGUGGUGAAACCGCUAUAGCUGAUUCAAGAGAAAUUUAUUCAAAAAUUGAUCCAACUAUCACUAAACAGUUGGAGGAUCGUAAUGUUAAAUAUUCCCGAAUGUUUAUUGAUGAAAAACGUCUCGCGGAAAUUGAUCCACAAAACCAUCAACUGGCAAAAACAUGGCAACUGGCAUUUAAUGUUCAAAACAGUAAGGAAGCUGAGCACUUAGCGCGACAAGUAGGAUAUGAAGAUAUCCGAUGGUAUCCAAAUGGUGAUAUGUACAUUAGAACGAAAUCUUUACCAGCUACAAGACCAAAUGAAAAGAUUUGGUUUAAUCAAGUGCAAGGAUGGGAUCCACGGAUUGCUGUUGACGUGAAAGCAAUCAAUGAAAAUUUACACUUAACUAUUCAUCAUCCGUACGAAGAAUUAUUUCAGUAUUAUCCACAAGGUUGUUAUUAUGGAAAUACAGAUGAAAUUAUUUCGUAUGAUGAAUUGAAACAUAUCAAUGAUAUAACAUGGUCAUGUGCACAUAAUUUAGAUUGGAAACAAGGUGACUUAUUGUGGAUUGAUAAUUUUCAAACAGCACAUGGAAAACGACCACAUGUUGAUAAUGAUCAGCAACAAAGACAGAUAUUAGCAUCAUUAGCUGAUCCAUAA